GCGUGUUUACUGUGUCUACGUUUAACAUUACGGAAGUGUUGGUUAGUACCUUUGCUGUUGUAUUUUAAAGUGUUGGUUUUUAAACUACCCUUUGAGUAUUGUGGUGACAACAAGGGUUCAGAAGUCAUUCAUGAAUACUGUUUUCCAUGAAGCAUAACAUAUAAAGCCAAUGGAGGAACUACAGGGCUCAUAUGGCCUUUUAAUGCAGGAAGAAGUAAAAAGUGAAGAGGCCAGUUCUUGUCAGAACUGUAACAUGGGUACCAUUGAAGAAAUGAACAGGGUCCCUCCAGGAUGGGUUAAAGUGGUUCAUCAGAGGCUUACCGGGAAAACAGCUGGAAAAUAUGAUGUUUUUAUGAUCAGUCCGCAGGGAAAGAAAUUCCGAUCCAAAGCAGCACUUAAGAAGUUUCUGCAGAACACGGACGACUGUAAUCUUACAAUUACAGAUUUUGAUUUCUCUGUUCCAAAGUCUAAUGCUUUAAAGCUUGCAAGGAAAUGGAGCAAAGUUUCAAAAAAUGACACUGACACUCAAAUCAGUGCUGAUGCCACAUAUAAAGAGGAAGGCAUUCCCCAAGCAGCAUCUCUAAUGUGUGAAUCAAAGGAGCCAUGCCACACCAUAUCUUUUACACAGUCCAAAGUGAAUGAACAUUUAGAACUGUGUCGUGAGCCUGGAAAUAAUGUUGGAGCUAUAAGUGAAACGCACCAUAGCAACUGUGGUUCAGAGCAAAAAAACGUUCAGAAAAUGAAGCAUGGAUGUGGAACUAUGUCUUUGAAAAGUAAGCUGGAACAGAAUAAUAUUGUUUCAGCCAGUCCUGGAAAGGGGAUAAAUGAAAGCAUUCAGUCUACAAAAUUUGAAGGUAAAAGAAGAAAUUCGUCCAGGGAUUCUGAAAAAGGAAACACAAAGAAGUGUAAACUAAAAGGUUUGAGUGUAAGGCAGCUGAAGAACAAAGUUAAGCAAAGGAUUCUAAGAAGUGAUAAAGAAUCAGACAUGAACAUCAAACAGGAAAGUAACUCCAUCUCCUCUUCUACUGAGGAAAAGCCUGUGGAUCAUCCCCAUGUUGAUGACGGCAGACACGGUUCUCUCGAUGUAGACGCUGUGAUUGAAAACGGCAGUGACGUAUUGUCUUCUCAGGAUGGGAAUGAUGCAGCAUUGAGGCAAAGCCAAGGAGAGUUCAGUAUGAAAAUGUAUGUAGACAAAAGAAAAAGAAGUCCUUACUUUUCAAGUAAAUUUUCUGAAGAAGGUUUAAGCCCACCCAGGCGUAACAUUUUCAAGAAAUGGACACCACCUCGAUCUCCUUUUUCUUUGGUACAGGAAACCCUAUUUCAUGAUCCUUGGAAACUGCUCAUUGCAACAAUUUUCUUAAACAGAACUAGUGGUAAGAUGGCAAUCCCUGUGCUUUGGCAAUUUUUGGAACACUACCCAUCACCAGAAAUGGCUCGCAGGGCUGACUGGAAAGAGAUAGCAGAACUGUUAAAGCCACUUGGAUUGAAUGAGCUAAGAGCAAAGACAAUAGUGAAAUUUUCGGAUGAAUACUUAACUAAAAACUGGAAAUACCCCAUAGAAUUGCAUGGUAUUGGAAAAUACGGAAACGACUCGUACAGAAUAUUUUGUGUAAAUGAAUGGAAACAGGUUACACCUCAAGAUCAUAAGUUGAAUAAAUAUCAUGCAUGGCUGUUGGAGAAUCAUGAAGAACUUGGAAUAUAGUAAAAUAAUAGGCAGGUUCCACUUCAAAUAUUUUGUAUAAAUCUUAAAAAUAUUGAUGGACGGCACUUAUUCAUUUUAUAUUUAAGUAUUUUACGGCUGGUUUAAAUUGUAAUAUGAUCACUGUUUUUUGUUUUUUUUUUACAUCUUUGAGUCUAGCAAGUUUUUAAAGGUGUUUAACAUACAAUACUUAGAAAAUAUCACAGACCAUGCAACAUUUUUUUUGUUUUAUCUUGCUC
Erpetoichthys calabaricus (reedfish) is the source of this 1938-nucleotide messenger RNA. It is a transcript of the gene mbd4, whose product is annotated as methyl-CpG binding domain protein 4. The coding region runs from base 170 to 1702 and encodes 510 amino acids. Gene Ontology annotation, cellular component: nucleus. Gene Ontology annotation, biological process: DNA repair. NCBI's taxonomy places the organism in Eukaryota, Metazoa, Chordata, Cladistia, Polypteriformes, Polypteridae. Gene Ontology annotation, molecular function: pyrimidine-specific mismatch base pair DNA N-glycosylase activity; DNA binding. The transcript has 8 exons. The record is from RefSeq and is a predicted model, not a curated record.